CCAACUAAGCUAGUUGACAUCCACAUACACUGAAUCUAAAAGAAAGUGAUGAUAAGGAAUAUUGUUUGCUAAGUCUUAUUCAAGUAAUACUUUGUACUACAUAUAUAAUUUUCAAUUGAACUACAUGAUUGCCACUUGAUUUGCUUAUGACAUUUUGUAAAUUAAAGAGAAAUUAGUAACAAAAUCAACAAGAAGAGAGAAAGAAGGAGAUCCUUAAAAAAAAAAAAAGAGAAAGCCAGAAAAACAUGAGCAAUUGAGCAGGUCCUUAGAAUCGCACCACCAUCAUCAUCACUCUACUACGCCACUGCAACUCUUCAUAUUUCCUCUCUCCUCAAUCAAACCUUCUUCUUCUCUUCAAUCAACAAUGCCAGCUUCUUGAAAUCCAUUGAUCCACCCAUUUUCUCUCUCCUCAAAAUCACACCCAUUUCGAGUUUCGAGGGUGCGAUCGAGAUGGCUUUCAUGGCUGUCCUUGAAUCAGAUCUACGCGCUCUUUCCGCCGAAGCUCGCCGCCGAUAUCCCGCUGUUAAGGAUGGAGCUGAACACGCUAUUAUCAAGCUUCGGUCAUUGUCAAGUCCAAGUGAAAUUGCUGAUAAUGAGGAUAUUUUGCGAAUCUUUUUGAUGGCUUGUGAAGUUAGAACUGUGAAGUUGAGUGUUAUUGGACUUUCAUGCCUCCAAAAGCUAAUAUCUCAUGAUGCUGUUGCUCCAUCAGCAUUAAAGGAGAUACUUUCUACCUUGAAAGAGCAUGCUGAAAUGACUGAUGAUACAGUUCAGCUGAAGACCCUCCAGACCAUUUUAAUAAUUUUCCAGUCCCAUAUGCAUCCAGAAGAUGAGGAAAGUAUGGCUCAAGCUCUUGGAAUUUGUCUCCGACUUCUAGAAAGUAAUCGUUCCUCUGAUAGUGUACAAAAUACUGCAGCGGCUACCUUUAGACAAGCAGUGGCCUUGGUUUUUGAUCAUGUGGCCCAAGCAGAGUCACUUCCUUCGGGAAAAUUCAGUUCUGGAGGUCAAAUCUAUCGAUCAAGAUCAAGUUCCGUUACUGGGGAUGUUAGUCGCAGCAUACAUCAUUCAGAUGAGUAUGAUACUGUAUCUGGAGUAGCACCUAUCACAAGGGAAAGCCUUACCAAAGCUGGAACUGUUGGGCUUCGCUUGCUUGAGGACGUGACAGCUCUUGCAGCAGGUGGAUCUGCAACUUGGUUACGUAUCAGUUCCGUCCAACGAUCAUUUGCCCUUGAUAUACUCGAGUUUGUCCUAUCAAAUUAUGUGGCCAUUUUCAGAACACUGGUUCCAUACGAGCAGGUCUUGCGCCAUAAGAUAUGCUCUCUUCUGAUGACCUCUCUUCGUACCAAUGCUGAGCUUGAAGGAGAAGCAGGAGAGGCCUUUUUUCGCCGCUUGUUGUUGCGUUCAGUUGCUCACAUUAUAAGGCUUUAUAGUUCAUUCCUUAUCACUGAAUCUGAGGUUUUCCUGAGUAUGUUAGUGAGGGUCACAACUCUUGAUCUGCCAUUGUGGCACCACAUCCUUGUGCUUGAAAUUCUGAGGGGCUUUUGUGUUGAGGUGCGGACCAUGCGAGUUCUUUUCCAGAAUUUUGACAUGAACCCGAAAAAUACUAAUGUUGUGGAGAAUAUUGUGAAAGCUCUUGCACGUGUUGUGUCAAGUUUACAGGUUCAAGAAACAAGUGAAGAGAGUUUGGCAGCUGUCGCUGGGAUGUUUAGCAGCAAAGCUAAAGGUAUUGAGUGGAUCUUGGACAAUGAUGCAUCCAAUGCUGCAGUAUUAGUUGCUAGUGAGGCUCAUGCAAUCACAUUGGCAAUUGAGGGUCUUUUAGGUGUUGUCUUUACUAUUGCUACUCUGACAGAUGAAGCAGUAGAUACGGGAGAGCUGGAAUCCCCUAGAUGUGAGUCUGACCCUCCGGCAAAGUUGACUGGGAAGAUAGCAUUUCUUUGUUAUUCAAUGGUCGAUUCCUUGUGGUUGACAAUACUUGAUACCCUCUCUUUAAUUUUGGCAAGAUCUCAAGGGGAGGCUAUUGUGUUGGAAAUACUAAAGGGGUAUCAAGCUUUCACUCAGGCUUGUGGAGUUCUUCGUGCAGUUGAGCCAUUAAACUCUUUUUUGGCAUCUCUUUGCAAAUUUACCAUCAAUAUUCCCAGUGAGGUUGAAAGGAAAAGCUCUUCACAAUCUCCCGGAUCAAAACGCACUGAGCUUCUUGCUGACCAGAGAGAUGGCAUUAUUUUGACUCCCAAAAAUGUACAGGCAUUACGGACUCUCUUCAACAUAGCCCACCGGCUACACAAUGUGUUAGGUCCCUCUUGGGUUCUGGUGUUGGAAACACUAGCGGCCUUGGACCGGACAAUUCACUCUCCGCAUGCUACUACUCAGGAAGUGUCAACAACUGCUACUAGACUCAGCAGAGAGUCAUCUGGGCAUUAUAGCGAUUUUAACAUACUCUCUUCUUUAAAUUCCCAGUUAUUUGAAAGUUCUGCUCUGAUGCAUGUAUCUGCAGUGAAGUCACUUGUCUAUGCACUUUGCCAACUGUCACAACAAUCUUUGCCUGGCAUUGCUGGUGGAUUUCCUCCAACAUCAAGUCAGAAAAUUGGAAGCAUCAGUUUUUCCGUUGAAAGGAUGAUAUCUAUCCUUGUUAAUAAUGUUCACAGAGUGGAACCUCUUUGGGAUCCAAUUGUAGGUCAUUUUCUUGAGCUUGCUGAGAACUCUAAUCAACAAUUGAGGAGCAUUGCCCUUGAUGCCUUGGAUAGGUCAAUUUGUGCUGUUCUGGGUUCUGAUCAGUUACAGGAUCGUGUAGCAUCAGGAUCUUAUCCAGAUUCUCAACACAUAAAGAAUGCAUCUGUUGACUCAAGAUCACUUGAACGUGUUGUUAUAUCACCCUUGAGGGUACUGUACUUUUCUGCUCAGAGUUUUGAAGUUCGCUCUAGAUCUCUGAAGAUUCUUCUUCAUGUUCUGGAGAGGCAUGGAGAAAAACUACAUGAUAGCUGGCAGGACAUACUUGAGCUGUUAAGGUCUGUUGCCUGUGGAGCAGAGAAGGAUCUAAUAACGUUGGGAUUCCAGAGCCUUCGUGUUAUUAUGAAUGAUGGACUCUCAAGUAUACCUGUGGAUUGCCUUCAAGUAUGUAUUGAUGUUACUGGAGCCUAUAGUGCUCAGCAGACUGAGUUGAACAUAAGCCUGACUGCAAUAGGUCUCUUGUGGACUACAACUGAUUUCAUAGUUAAAGGACACAUUCGUUUGAGUAGCAAAGAUAGUGAGAAAGAAGAUAGUGGAAAGCGGGUAGAAGAACUCAAUUCAAACAAAGUUGACAAUCAAUCUUCUAUUUUUAAUGUGGAUGAACAUGACAAGUUGCUGAUUUCUGUCUUCUCACUGCUUCAAACACUUGGAGCAGAUGAGAGACCUGAGGUGAGAAAUUCAGCAAUACGUACAUUAUUUCAAACCCUUGGAACUCAUGGGCAAAAGCUUUCAAUGAGCAUGUGGGAGGAUUGUCUUUGGAAUUAUGUUUUCCCAUCACUUGAUCGUGCUUCUCACAUGGCUGCUACCUCAUCCAGAGAUGAAUGGCAUGGAAAAGAGCUAGGGACACAAGGUGGAAAAGCAGUUCACAUGCUUAUUCAUCACAGUCGUAACACGGCUCAGAAGCAGUGGGAUGAAACACUUGUUGUGGUUCUUGGUGGGAUAGCUCGCCUCUUACGCUCAUUCUUUCCCUAUCUAAGAACUUUAAGCAAUUUCUGGUCUGGAUGGCAAACAUUGAUUAAUUUUGUUAAAAGCAGUAUUGUAAAUGGAAGUAAAGAAGUUGCACUAGCUGCAAUCAACUGUUUACAAACAACUAUUCUAUCUCACUCUGUUAAGGGAAACUUGCCCAUGGCUUACCUUGAAUCAGUGCUUGAUGUUUAUGAGCAUUUUCUUCUAGAAUCACCCAGUCGCAGUGAUAAAGCUAUUGAUAGAGUGAAGCAAGAGAUAUUGCAAGGGCUGGGAGAAUUGUUUGCUCAAGCACAGCAGGGGUUCGACAUUGAUAUGUACAAGCAACUUCUUGAAGUUGUGGAUGUGGCAAUUAAGGCCACAUUGGCUGUUGAUAAUGCUGCUGCCGAUGCUGGAUGUAUCCCCCCUUUGCAACGUACUAUGUUAGAAACCUUACCACUUCUAUGUCCGUCGGAGCAUCUUUCUUCUAUGUGGUCCCUUUUUCUUCAAUCGAUUUUGAAAUAUCUUCCUAGAGCUCCUCCCACCUCUAAAAGCAUAGAAGAUGCCAAGCAAACUGGGGAAACAGACUCUACCCAAGCUGAUAAUUGGGGAAAGAGAGAAAGCCCUAAUGGUGUGAUGUCUACAUCUCCAAGAUUGACAAAAGAUUCAGUUGAAUCUGAAAUUGUUACGACUUCAAUGUCUGGCGUCCAAUGCAGCAUAUUUUCUGAAAAGCUUAUCCCAGUGUUUGUUGAUCUCUUCUUGAGGGCUCCAGAUUCCGAAAAGUAUAUUAUAUAUCCUGAAGUCAUUCAAGCUUUGGGAAGGUGCAUGACAACAAGAAGAGACAGUGCAGAUGGUGUAGUUUGGAGGCUAGCUGUUGAAGGCUUUAACCGUAUUCUCGUGACUGAUGUAAUUCGAUUGUCCCAGAAGGAUGAAAAUCAUCCAUGUAAUAGCCGAUCUGCAAGGAACCGCAUCUGGAAGGAAGUUGCUGAUGUAUUUGAAAUAUUUCUUGUGGGAUAUUGUGGACGUGCUCUUCCUUCGAAUGUUCUAUCUACUGUUGCACUUAAGGCUGAUAUAUCACUGGAUAUGGCCUUCUUAACUAUUCUUGGUGACGAAAUUCUGAAGUCUCAAAUCGAUGCCCCUUCAGAUAUUCUGCAGAGAUUAGUAUCCACUCUGGACCGCUGUGCAUCACGCACAUGCUCUUUGCCUGUGGAGACUGUGGAACUUCUGCCUUCCCAUUGCUUCAGAUUUUCCUUGGCUUGCUUGCAAAAGAUAUUCAUUUUGACGAGUUUUGAGACUGAGGUUGAUAAAUGGAACGCAACACGAUCUGAGGUCAGCAAAAUUGCUAUCAUGGUGCUCUUGGAGAGAUGUGAACACAUUUUUAACAGAUUUCUCAUAGACGAGGCUGAUUUAGGCGAACGACCAUUUCCUUCAGCAAGGCUUGAAGAAGUUGUGUUUAUCCUUGAAGAGCUUGCCCGCUUAUCAAUUCACCCCGACACUGCAUCUAUUUUGCCUUUGCAUCCGCAUCUGAAACAUGGUAUUACAACAGAAGGGAUUCAUGAUGGUCGAGCUCAUCUGCUUGUUCUCCAUCCAUCCUUAUGCGAACUUGUCACUUCUAGGUGAGGGAACCUAGAGUGAGGGAGUUGAUACAGGUCCUGCUUAAAUUUAUCAGUGAGAUUUUGGGGCUACGGAAAUUAACUCAAUCUGGUAAAUCUUAGAGAAGUAACGAGAAGAGCAAUUAUGCGGCUAGUCAGCGUUCUUUAGUUUUCCGAUCAUGACGUAGACGAGGAAUUUUCUUUUUUGUCCUCCAUAGUUCAUUGUAUUAUAGUGAUUCAUUUUGCAGCGUUUCAUAUAGCAAACCUUGUACAUUAUUAUAUCAUAGGUGAAUGAAUAAAAGGUACAGUUUGUUGUAAAAUCAUUUUUUGUCUAUGUUUUGCACGCUCUGUAAUCACUGCUGUCAUAUUCAUAUAGGUUGAUUCUUAAUUCAAAUUU
This is a messenger RNA of Chenopodium quinoa (quinoa), 5652 nucleotides long. RefSeq names its product protein MON2 homolog. The coding region runs from base 451 to 5283 and encodes 1610 amino acids. The record is from RefSeq and is a predicted model, not a curated record. The transcript is spliced from 44 exons. Lineage: Eukaryota; Viridiplantae; Streptophyta; Magnoliopsida; Caryophyllales; Amaranthaceae.